Molecule: messenger RNA, 5063 nt
Organism: Rhincodon typus (whale shark)
Lineage: Eukaryota; Metazoa; Chordata; Chondrichthyes; Orectolobiformes; Rhincodontidae
Product: reticulon-4-like
Exons: 10
Coding region: 330-4154 (1274 amino acids)
Biological process (GO): endoplasmic reticulum tubular network formation; brain development; neuron differentiation
Cellular component (GO): postsynaptic density; neuron projection
Source: RefSeq, a predicted model, not a curated record
GUUGAUUGGCUGCGCACCACAUCAUUCAGUUCAUUCACCACCUCAAGGUUGGGCUGGUCUUCGGAGUCUGCGGCGUCAGAUUUCUAUGAAUCACGGCGACGCCAUUUUCUAUUAUUAUAAUCACCGCGCAAGGGGAGUGGGCACGGAGGGCUGGUCUCCUGCCUCCUUACUCAAUAAUAUCCGCCUCUGUCUGGUGGCGCACUUCUCAACCUUUCAAACAGGCAUCAGCGACGCUUUUGCGUUUUAAGUCCAUUAGGCGGUUGAAAACAAAUAGUUAAAUUUGUUUUAAAAAUAAAGCCCGACGAUUUCAAAAGAAUUAAGUCAGAACCAUGACAGACCCCGAGUGGCAAUCUCCCUCUGUCUCGUCCUCGGCUCGCUUAGACGACAUUGUUGAUGAUCGUACCGCCGAAGGUACAGAGAAAAUGCUGGAUGAUUCGGAUCCUCUCAAGCCCGGGGCAGGCGACGCACCCAUAUUUGUACCUUCGGUCUCUAUACCUGCGGUUCCAGGCGCCUUCGAGCCGGCAGAAGGCACUACCAUCGGACACGAGGAUCCCCAGCAACCCGCGCCUCUGCCCGCCAGAAGCCGGCCCGAACCGGACUCCACCUCAGAGUCGGCGCCUGCUACAUCCACCGUGUCCGCCAAGACUCGCCCAGAAUCUGUCGGUUACACUUUCCUAGAGCAGAAGCUAGAUCCGAAAGACGAAUCCUUUCUUUCUCCUUCCGUUGCACCUGAAUGUGUGAUGCAGUCCUCUGCAGACUUUUCUGUCAACUUGAAAGAUCAGCCAGCUAGUGCCGAACCUGUGGGCCCACAGGAUGUUGCACCUAUGCAUGUUGAACCUGUUCCUGUCUCCUCUUUGCCCUCCUUUUCUUCUGAUUCUGUAACUGAAUUAACAGUGUCCACAAAAUCAGUCCACAGUGAUGAUCUAAUACAGACUGAAGUUCCUUUAAACACAGAAUUGCAAACAACCUUUGGUUUUGUGGAAAAUGCAAUGGACAAACCAGUAGCAGAGCAUUUAGAAAAAGCUUAUUCUGUUGGUGAAAAGGCACAAGUGAAGCCAGCACUUAUAGAAUCAUCAGAGAUAGACAAACUAAAUUCUGUUGAUGGAAGUCCAUUUCAAGCCACCGUUGAUCAGUGUGUAGAGCCAAAUCGAAAUGAAUUUAAAGGGACUGCACUCCUCGUUGAAGAAACAAUGCCAGAACAAGUCAUUGCAGAUAAGGGAGAACUGAAGAUUAGUGAGGUUACGAGAAUAGAUAAUGUUCAUUUAUCAGAGGACCGCAAAGUUGAAAUGGAAACAAGUAACUUAGGAUUCAUUAGUGAGUAUGUUGGUGCGUUAGGGACUGAUACGCUUCCCUUAGGCAGAGUUGUUGAGGAGAAGGAGUUCAUCCAGAAUACAUUGGAUUCUAAUGAGCAAACUAUAAAACCAGUGGACAGUGGUCUUAACUUUUGUUAUGGGGAUAUUUUGGAAGUAAAGGAGAAAAAUGAACUAAAGAGUUCUGAUCCAGCAAUUAAUCAGAUGGCUGUUAUUGAUUCUAAUAUCAAAGAUGCCAUUAAUGUAACUGAUAAGACUGAGAAAGAUGUGUUUCAAGAUCAAGAAGCUUCAAAGACACUGCGUGAAACUGAAGAACCAACUGUGGCCAGAACUACUGGAAUGCUAGAUUAUGCAGACUUGGAGGACCAUGUAGAACGGUCCUCUGAACAAGAUGACAAGCUGCCUCCAACUGAUGAAGCCUACUUUGCUGUUUCGCAAGUUCCAGUUGUAAGUGAAUCUCAAGCAUGCAUGACCUAUGCUACGUUUGAUUCUUAUAACAUGUUGGAGUCUGAUUCCUCCAGCACUAAUGAAAUGGUUCCUGAAAAUGAAGAAAUCAUAAAAGGAAAGAUUGAGUUCAAAGAAACAUCAAUACCAUUACAGUUAGCUGCUGUUGAAUUAGAAGUAAGCGAUAAGGUCGAAGAUCCAGAAACAAAAUCUGAGGCACCAGUAUUUGCUGAAAACAAACUACCUAUUAAUAUAGAUAUAACAUCGAUUUCUGAAAUGAAUUCACAACUGCUUAGUAGUUUUUCCCCAUACCAUAUGCAAAGCACCUCUGAAAUCACAUCCCCGGGAUUAACACGAUUAGAAAUGACUGAAUGUGCAUUUGAUACAGAAAUGAGGAAAUCUCCUCAAGAAUCUCUUGAUCAAUGCAAACCACUACUUCGCACAUCUGAAGAGUGUAUUUUAGACAAAUCUGAUGAUGUACAAGAUUUAACAGACACUAUUGUGACGGCGCCAACUUUCAUAGGGAGUGAGUGUGUUACAAAUCUCUCGGAUCCUGAUUGUGCUCCAUAUGCUGCUAAAGAGCAAAUUGCGUAUGCCCUUCAAGAACCACUUGCUGCUGACAGUGGUAUUCCAGAGUUAACAAAAACACAGUCUUUCCUUGAAGAACAAAAGGCUAUUACAAAAAAAGGAAUUGUGGAAGAUACUGUAAAUAUUUCGGAGGAUGUUCUGGUUUCUGAAAAGGGUAAUAUACUGGAGCACACAUUAGAUUCUGUUAUAGAAGUAGGAGAUAAUAGUAAAGAUUUAUGUGUACACUUGGAGCACGGUGAGCUUGAUGUCUCUGAAAAAAUAAACAAGCUUGUUGAUCAAUCCAGGAAAGAAGAAUCAUUGCCAAGUAAGAUUGUGGAAGAAACAAGUUGUUCUACAUUGCUUUAUCCAAAACCAGACAUAACGGCUGAUACUUCAGUGACAACAAUGAGUCUAGAUGUGAUUACAUGCAAAGAAGUUGCCAUCAGUAAAUCUGAACCAAUUUUGGGAACACAGGGAGCUGCUACAAUUGGAAUGAAACCUGUUGAAGGGAUUUUAGCUGAUUACAAACAUGUUGAGCAGUGUUCACUUCCUCCACUUUCACUCCAAGAUGAAACUGAAAUCCCAUCACUGACUAAAAAUAUAACUGAAGAUGUGUUGACUGACCUAUUAAAAGUUACAGAGAAAGAUGUACCAGAAAUUAGUUUAAGUUAUCAGGAAACUUCUGAGGAAGUACUGUCUAGUGCAACAAUAGGUGAAAAGUAUGCUGCAAAACAAUCUGACCCUAUUUUGAUUGCUGACAGAGGAUUUGGUUCACAAGUCUUGGCUGAAGAGACUAAUUUGACUACUUCCCAACCAGUUACUGGUGGUGAUGCUCCGACUUUGCAGAAUAUAUUUCCGGACAAUUAUUUGGAAGAAUUUGAUGAAAUGAAAACCAGAAUUGAUGACCCUUCUGAAAAUUUGGAGACUGUGCAAGCACAGAUGAAGACCCAAAAUGAUGCUUCAUUUCCCAUAAAUGAAGAAGUAACUAAGGCUUCAAAAGAAGUGGUUACAAAAAUUUUAGAAACCAGUGUUGCUCUAGCAGAAGUUUUGGGAGGGAAGGAAGGAACAGUAGCACAAUCCAUGUCUCAGCAAGAAACAGAUGUAAUAUUUCCUUCCACUGUUGGAGAAGAUGAUGUAAGCAAAAAAAUUCUUCCUAUAGAAGCCCUGGUGCCAGAAUUGCUUCCUGUGGCUGAGGGCACUAAAACAUCUAAAGAUGCUGCUGCUGCUGGUAUUGAAGAUUUUUCUGUAAAACCGGACAAAAAAUCAGUGGUGGACUUAAUCUACUGGCGUGAUAUUAAGAAGACUGGAUUGGUGUUCGGUGCGAGCCUGUUCUUGCUGCUGUCUAUGACAAUUUUCAGCAUUGUCAGUGUAAUUGCAUACCUUGCGCUGGCACUGCUUUCAGUUACCAUUAGUUUCAGGAUAUACAGAGGUAUUCUGCAAGCAGUGCAGAAGUCUGAUGAAGGGCACCCGUUCAAGGCCUGUUUGGAGACAGACGUUGCUGUAUCUGAUGAACUAGUGCGCAAGUAUAGUGAUAUUGGGCUAAGCUAUAUCAACCGUGUGAUUACUGAAUUAAGACGACUGUUCCUUGUUGAAGACCUGGUAGAUUCUUUGAAGUUUUCAGUGCUGAUGUGGCUGCUCACUUAUGUUGGUGCCUUGUUUAACGGACUGUCCCUGCUGAUAAUAGCUCUGGUAGCAGUUUUCAGCAUCCCUGUGGUUUAUGAAAGACACCAGGCUCAAAUUGAUCAUUACAUAGGGAUAGCAAGUAAGCAGAUUAGAGAUAUCACUGCUAAGAUUCAAACGAAAAUUCCUGGACUGAAGAGGAAAACUGAGUAACGGAGCUUGUCCUGUGCUUCAUGGCAUGUUUUCUGCUGGGCUGUCUCUUGGAUUAUCACAGGGAGGAUUGGGAAGAACAAAAUAGCCUUGGAACUGCAGUGUAAUUUGCAAGUCUCUUCCAUUUUGGUAGUAACAAAGUGUUUAACUGUAGUCUAUUUCAUAAUACAUUAUAUCACAUGCUAACAUAUAGGAAGUUUGAAUUCAGUUUAUUUAUGUCAUUUGGUACAGAGAACACUGGUUUGUAUUAAAGAUUUGAGAAACUGUACAUUGCACGUGUCACGGUAGCGUCUUACUAUGUGAAAACAAAUCAUGGUGCAGUUGGAGCUUUUGGUAUUCCCUGCCCCCCCUCCCCAGUUUGCACACUGUUUGUAGGAUCUAUGCUGUGAGGUUGGUGCAAAUUCUAACCCCAUGUGAUCAAAAUAUUUACUGUUCCAUUGUAGUGAAAUUUGACGUCUUGCUUUUCUGACUGAAACCUUUCGCUGUAUUAAGAUUUUACUGUUUUAACAAUUACCCGGUUAGUGUUUCACUAAGCUAAGGAGUUGACCUGAGCAGCUCCACAGUGCUUGAUAUUUCAGAGGUAACUGAAUUUUAAAUAUGGAACCACAGCACUGAACCGUACACUAAGAUAUCUAUGCCAUAAAUUGAAGUCUCAGCAUAAAUGUUCAACCAUCAGAUUUUCAUCUGUUUAGCCAGAAAUGUAUGAGCACAUCUAUAGCAAAAUUUUAACUGUACUUUUGAUUAUUUUGUGGACUGUAUCUAAUGCUAUGAAUAAAUGUAACCUGGACAUUUCAAGCAUUGUUUGAUGCACACAUCUGAGAUUGGACAUUGCAUUGUAAACGAAUUGGGCUCAGGCCUUUGGGGAAUGCAUUGUGAAAUAAAAAUGAGAAUGAAUAAAGCUUACAAACAAAA